Phalaenopsis equestris is the source of this 1922-nucleotide messenger RNA. RefSeq names its product protein YLS7-like. Gene Ontology annotation, molecular function: O-acetyltransferase activity. The record is from RefSeq and is a predicted model, not a curated record. Bases 379 to 1860 code for a protein of 493 amino acids. Gene Ontology annotation, cellular component: Golgi apparatus. Lineage: Eukaryota; Viridiplantae; Streptophyta; Magnoliopsida; Asparagales; Orchidaceae. The transcript has 4 exons.
GAACGUCAAAAAUCAAAAAGGAAUGCAUAGCCAAGUAAACAUCCCCUAAAUUUUCCGGUUGACUCCUUCCAUCUACUUUGCUGCUGACCACUUCGUUUUAUCCACUGAAUCCUUGAGUUUUUUGUUCUUUUUAACUAUGUUGCUCGGUUUUAUCCACUGAAUCCUUCUCUUUUGUACAGGAACUUCACAACUAGGGCUACUGCCAUUUGGUACCAGAUGUCUUGCUUCCUCAUGCGGUCUUUUACCUCUUUUUCAAAUCCAUGGGGAAACUGAAGCAGCCUUUCGCGCUGGUUAGAUAUCUUCUUCCAUCAGAGUAACCCGUGAUUGACGGCCGGAUUUGAGAGAAAUUUUGGUUUCUGUUCUAAAGGAGCUGAGAUUAUGGAAAUAGUAUUGUCUAAGAAAUUUCUAUGGACUUGCACAGUUCAUCGAUCCCUUGUGAUCGCUGCGGGGAUCAUGGCUUUGUUUCUUAUGACGGCGUCAUGGUUUCUUGUUUCUUCCACUAGGUUAAUUUAUCCUUUCAGUGCCAAAGUUGCAGAAGAUAUUCAGACUUUGGAGAAUGCUACUAAGAGUGAUUCGAGAGAUCACGGCGAUGGCCGGUUAGUUUUGGAUGGUGGAGGUAUCUCUUUGGCCCAAUCUAACAAGACGAAGAAGGCUGAGUUUGGUUUUGAUAAAUUUCCAUUGGUUGCCAAGCCUGCUGAGGAUUCUAAACCUUUCAACAAUUCUACCAAGACUGUUACAGGAAGAUUAGAUAGCAACACCUCUACAUGGGCACCUGCAAGACAUAUCUCCCAUUCCAGCAAUUCAGUGAAGGCGAAGUUCGGCGAUUGUGAUCUCUACCAUGGAAAAUGGAUAUACGACCCAGCCGGUCCUCUGUACACAAACUCCACAUGUCCUAUUUUGACACAAUCACAAAAUUGUCAGGGCAAUGGGAGACCGGACAAGGACUACGAGAACUGGAGAUGGAAGCCUGAUCAGUGCGAAAUCCCUCGAUUUGAUGCCACGAAAUUCUUGGGCUUGAUGAAAGGAAAGGUGCUGGCUUUCAUUGGGGAUUCAGUCGCUCGAAAUCAGAUGGAAUCAUUGCUUUGCAUUUUAUGGCAGUUAGAAACUCCGAGGAUGCGUGGCAAUCGACGAAUGCAUCGAUGGGUCUUCAAGACCACCUCGACCACCAUCGUGCGCAUCUGGUCCUCAUGGCUCGUCGGCAAGUCGAUGGACGCACUGCAAUCUGCUCCUCGAGGAAUACCCAAGGUCUGUCUUGACGAACCCGAUGAAGCUUUCUUCGAACUCCUCCCCAUGUUUGAUGUGGUGGUCCUCUCUUCUGGCCACUGGUUCUCCAAGCGGUCCAUCUACAUCCUCAACGGCGAGAUUGUAGGCAGCCAGCUCUGGCGUUCCGAGAGUGCUCUAAGGAAUCACAUCAACAGUAUGACUGCUUACAAUAUAGCAAUGGAGACUAUUCUUACUGCAAUGGCAACUCAUCCUAACUACACAGGCUUAACAAUUCUCCGAACUUAUUCCCCGGAUCAUUACAAAGGGGGUUCCUGUAGUAACAAUGUAAAGCCUGCUAGAAAAGUAGAUAGGAAUGGACAUACUUUGAUGAUGCAUGAUAAACAGGUAGAAGGUUUUAGAGAAGCUGCGAAGAAGGUGAGGAAUAAGUCCAAGUUGAGGUUGAUGGAUAUCACGGAGGCUUUUGGAUACCGGCACGAUGGGCAUCCAGGGCGAUACAGGAGUCCUGAUGCCAAGAAUUCGAGGGGAAGAUAUCUCAGUGAGAAGACACAGAGUGAGGAUUGUUUGCAUUGGUGCAUGCCUGGACCAGCGGAUAUCUGGAAUGAGAUUUUGUUUGAGAUCCUGAAGAGGGAAUUAUGAGGAGAGCAAGUGGAAGUUUGAAGAUCGAGUGAAUGACCAAAAAGGUUCUUAAAUUCUUAUGU